Messenger RNA from Ctenopharyngodon idella (grass carp), 5694 nucleotides. RefSeq names its product intermediate filament family orphan 2a (gene iffo2a). The transcript has 9 exons. Lineage: Eukaryota; Metazoa; Chordata; Actinopteri; Cypriniformes; Xenocyprididae. The record is from RefSeq and is a predicted model, not a curated record. The coding region runs from base 845 to 2419 and encodes 524 amino acids.
CAAUGCCUAAAAGCUGCUGUGUGACAGGUUGUGAAAUAAUCCUUUGACAUGGUUAAAAAUAAUGGGGUUUUUUUGUUUGUUUGUUUGUUUUUAGCAUAUCCUGUCGCCGAUUACGUUCCCCUCCAGUGGGCGUAGUUCUCAGAGUAAUAUGACACACUGCGCUCCGUCUCAAUUGCCUGUAUCCACUUUUGUGUCCUUAAAUGCUCUUUUUUUUUUUUUUUUUUUUUUUUUGGUCAACAGCCUAUAAAAACUUAGUUCUGCGCUUUUUUAGCUUGUUUGCUGUACACCCUGUCACAUAGCAGCUUUUAGACAUUGUUCUGUUUUUUGUUAUAAGUCAGAAAUGACAAGGAGGCAGCUUCAUGCAGUACAAAUUCAAUGGAGAGGGUUGGAUUGUUUUCCCCGGGUGGGCGUGGUUUUCAGAUUAUGACGCGUGUCGCUCUGUCCCUGCCCACGCCCCUCAUGUAAUAUGUAAAUUAAAAGGGCGUGUCUUAAAGACGGUAUCCAAUGCGACUGUUACUGGAGGGCGGAUCAGACAUGUCUUCCUCUCCUCCCGUUUUCCUUUAGUUGGUGUGCUGCUGUGCUCAGAUUGGGCUGAAACCUGAGUCUCUACGGCAAGUUGAGACCAAUAACCAGCCCAUUUGAUCACCAGCGGAUAGAACGAGGGCAGCUGUGAGUUCAUAAAAUGUGUACUGGUCACUGCGCUUUAUCCGGCCGCGAGUAUGGCCUAUUAUUUUUGUGACAUUAGAUAAAGGGAGUGCACCUUGCGUCCGAGAGCAUGGAGGUGACGUAUGCUGCUUUACAGCAUCUGCAGUUUGAUGCGUAGAAACAUUUCUCACGGAUAAAAAUGGAUUUAUCACGUCGUUUUCAAGACCCGGUUCUCAACCCGAUAUUGUUCAAUGAAUCCGCUGCGCCUCUCGCUAUGAAUGAAGCGUGUGAGAUUGGGAGCGGGUCCGGCGCCAUGGCAACCAGCGCGUUGAGAAACGACUUGGGCUCCAACAUUCAUGUGUUAAAAACACUUAAUCUCCGCUUCCGCUGCUUCCUUUCCAAAGUCCACGAAUUAGAGCGCAGAAAUAAGUUAUUGGAGAUCCAGCUGCAGCACGCCCAGGAGCAAUCCCGGUACCGACUGCUGUUUUCACGGGAGAAAGCGGUCCAGACGAACUUCGAGCUGCCUUAUUCAAACACACUGUGUCAAUCGAGACUCCCCGGUCAAAUCUGGAGUUUCUCACACACCGCCCGAUACGGAGGACGGUACGAGACUCCUCAGGGGCCUGGAGUGUCCUGGACUCAGCCAGACGGUGUCGGGGUUCAGACUGACACCAUCACACCUGAACUCAGGGCCUUGUACAAUGUUUUGGCCAAAGUCAAGCGCGACAGAGACGAGUACAGAAGAAAAUGGGAGGAGGAGGUGUCCAAACGUGAGCAAAUGGAGUCUUUGGUGGAGACCUUACAAGAGAGUGUCCAGUCGUCUGAAGCUGUGCAAGGAGAACUGAGUGAAAAGAUGGAACGUCUUAGAACAGAGCUGGUGGUCUUCAAGAGCCUCAUGCCUCAUGAUGACGUGUCUGACUUGGACACUAAAAUCCAGGAGAAAGCCAUGAAGGUUGAUAUGGACAUCUGCAGACGCAUCGACAUUACAGCCAAGCUGUGUGACGUGGCACAGCAGAGGAACUCAGAAGACAUGAGCAAGAUAUUGCACGGCAGCCCAUCCAGAGCUCCUCCCGAACAGAAAGGGGGGAUGACAGUGUGUAGGAGGAAGGAGUAUAAGGGUGAGUCAGAGGAGCAGAGAAUGGAGACUGAUGUUGAUUCUGCUCACUGUGAGGACAUGCCUGGUUCUCUCAAUAUCACAGAUGAGAUGAAGAGGAUGCUCAACCAGCUGCGGGAAACGUUCGAGUUUGACGAUGACUGUGAUAGUCUGGCGUGGGAGGAGACGGAGGAGACUCUUUUGCUCUGGGAGGAUUUCAGUAACUACAACAGUGUGAACCUCACCACCACCGCCGCUGCUGGCACAGUCAACACAGUGUCCUGCACAUCUGACACUCACGGAGAGACCCACGAGCAGGAUCGAAGUCUAGGUAGCCUCAUAAAUGAAACAGAGUCCCUCUUUAAGACCAGAGAGCAGGAGUACCAGGACACCAUCGGACAGAUUGAGCUGGAACUGGCCACGGCUAAGAAUGACAUGAACAGACACCUUCAUGAGUACAUGGAGAUGUGCAGUAUGAAGAGAGGGCUAGACGUACAGAUGGAGACCUGCCGGAGGCUCAUCCAAAGCACAGCCACCACUGGCAGACAAUCACCCUCCUUCAGCUCUGUGGCCAGCAGUGAUUCAGGAAACACUGAUGACAUCCAGGAUGAGCUGGAACAUGAUGGAGUAAAAGAUGGAGAGAAAGAAGGGGCAGUAGAGAUGAAUGGAGAAGUCAGAUGAUGAUCAGCCCUUCAUCAUUCUGGUUUCUCAGCUUCUUUGUGAGCCAGUCACUCUUUUAAGUCUCUGGUCACCUUUUCUUAUAUAGUAUGGAUGAGUGUGGAAUUUCAGAUUCCCAAAGAGCAAGUAUUGGUGCUUUAUAUGCUGUCUUAAAGCAGGACUAGCUGUGCCCUCUUCAUCAGCACUGCCAAGGCAUGGCUCCAUAGUCUUCCUCACUAGCUUUAACUGACACUCGUUACAGUGUGAUGAAUAUCAUAUAUAAUAAUGCAUAUUAUUAUAAAUAAUAUUAUAAUAAUAUAUUAUCAUAUAUAAGAUGGUGACAUUUUGCAAUAAGGUUUUAUUUGUUAACAUUAGUUAACAUGAACUAACAAUGAACAAUGUUUAUUAAUCUUAGUUAAUGUUAAUCUCAGCAUUUUUAAGAUCAUUACAUUAGUUAAUGUACUGUGUUAAUUAGUAUUAGUUAAUUAGCAUUACAUUAGUUAAUUAGUUAAUGUACUGUGAACUAACAUUAACAUGGACAUUUUUAACUAACAUUAAAGGGUUAGUUCACCCAAAAAUGAAAAUUCUGUCAUUAAUUACUCACCCUCAUGUCGUUCCAAACUCGUAAGACCUUUGUUCAUCUUCGGAACACAAAUUAAGACAUUUUCAUGAAGCUUCGAAGCUUUACAAAUCUUUUGUUUUGAAUCAGUGGUUCGGAGCGUGUAUCAAACUGCCAAAAUCACGUGAUGUCAGUAAACGAGGCUUCACAAGUGUUUUGAAAUUUCAAUGGUUCACGUGACUUUGGCAGUUUGAUACAUGCUCCGAACCACUGAUUUAAAACAAAAGAUUCGUAAAGCUUCGAAGCUUCGUGAAACAAUGUUUUGAAAUCGCCCAUCACUAGAUAUUGUUGAAAGUUGUUAUUUUGUUUUUUUGGUGCACAAAAAGUAUUCUCGUCGCUUCAUAACGUAAAGGUUGAACCACUGUAGUCACAUGAACUAUUUUAAAUAUGUCUUUAGUACCUUUCUGGCCAUCUGGAAGUGUUAAUUAUCUUGCUGUCAAUGAAGGCCUCACUGAGCCAUUGGAUUUCAUCAAAAAUAUCUUAAUUUGUGUUUUGAAGAUGAAUGAAGGUCUUACGGGUGUGGAACGACAUGAGGAAUUAAUGACAGAAUUUUCAUUUUUGGGUGAACUGACCCUUUAACAUUAAUAUAUUAAUAAAUGCUGUAAAAAUAUAUAUUGCUCAUUGUUAGUUCAUGUUAGAUAAUGCAUUAACUAAUGUUAACAAAUGAGACCUUACUGUGAAGUGUUACCUAUAAUAUAACUAUUAUGGUAUUAUGAUAAUAUAUUAAAUAUAAAUAUUAUUUAUUAAAUACAUCAUUUCUGCUAUCUUGCUCAUUUGUUUACAUGAAUCUAAAAAAAAAAACAAGUUACACAUCCAUCAGUUAAAAAAAAAAACAGACAGAUUAAAACACAUUAUAGAGGAAAGUAUUCUUCUACAUCAAGCUCUGGAAUACAUUCAGGCUUUUAACGUCACAAUAGUCAGUAGAUCAGCCAUGCAGUAUGCUUCACAAAAAUAUCUGAUCAAUUAUCAUGAAAUAUCUCAUCGGUUCAGAUGUUUUCACCAUGUAAAACUGUUGCUCAACUAAACCACCGUGCACUAAGAUCUAUGCAAUAAUCUGGACUGGACUGGACUGACGUUACAUUUUGUGAUUCUCUUUGCUGGAAACAGAUUCAGUAUGUGUGAGUUGAUUCUCCUUAAGUUUCCUCUUGUUUCUUUGUAUUGGCUCUUUCAGUGUUGGAGAGUAGCAGUAAAACCCAAACUCAUGUGCCUACAGAUAUGCUGUAUACAGUGUCUUAGUUGCCUUAUAUUUUUCUCUGAAUAUUUUAAGUACCGUGCAUGAUUUGCUAUGUUAUAGACCAAUAAAUCCUGAAUCAUAUCUUUAGUACGGAUGAUGACAUAUAAUUUAUGUCUAGGAUGUUAAAUGGUGUGAUAUGAGGUUUUGGAAGCCAUACUAUAUCUGUCCUCAGGUGUUGAAAGGUUUGGUCAAGCUGAAAAAUAGAUACUGACAAUUUUGCUAUUACUUUUAGUUCAGUAUGUGGGUCAUUCUCAGGAAAAGGUGUUAUUUGUGCACUUUUUCUUUUUGAAAAAAAAAAAUUAAAAAUUAGUAAAUACAAAGUAUCAAAGUACAUAUACUAACUCUAAAGCGCUACAUUAUUUCAACCACGUUACAGCAAAUUGAUGUUCUUACAAUAGAGAACUGAGUAGAUUCUGUAUAUUUAGCAUUUAGUAUAGUUAUAACUCGGUGUCAUUGUGACUUGUAACAUUUAAAAACAUAACUAUAAUAAUAAUAUGUUUUGUCAGAAAAAGAAAAUGUCACAAGACAAUGGGUUGAACAGAGCGUGCAGAGACAAAUUCUACAUUUCUCAGAAAAUGUAUGAAGCCUUUUAGAAGAACUACAUGGUAAUUUCAAUAAAAUAAAGGUCUUUUUUUUUUUUUUUUACAGUAUAAUAGUGAUAAAUAGGGACCUGUAAAUUUCAAACCAACGUUAAACAUUAAAAUAGUUUUAUUUAAAAUAAAAACAAUAUAUUUUGCAUUACAAACAGUCAAAUUGAUUGUUUAAUGUGACUUAGUUUAAUAUCAGUAAUACGUCAUGGGGAGGCACACUAAUAACAUCACUUCCUAAGAAUGACCCACACACUAUCCCCCGUCCCCCCCCCCCCCCCCCCCCCCCCCAAAAUAUGUUUUUGGCUUAUUAUUCAAGAGGAAGAUUAUAAAAUAUAAAUGAUUAUUCAUUAUUUAUUUAUAUUAUUGUAUAAUGUAUAAUUAGGUUUUUAAACUAAAAUGAUGUUUAUGUUAGCAUAUUACUUGUAUUACUUUUAUUAUGUUUGUUAAAUACAUUUUUUUAUUACUUUUGUUUUAUUAUUACAUAUAAAUUAAUGAUCGAUUGCUGAAAAACAGUAUCUGUGUGAUGGAGGUUAAGGUUUGCUAUUAUUGCCUUUUUAAUUAAUGGAAAUGAAUCAUUCCAUAUUUUAUACUAUCCUCUAUAUGGUCAUUCAGAUGUUAUAUGUUGAUACAAUUUAUGAUUUAAUAUUUCUUGCCUUAAAUGUGGGCCAUUCUAAUAAAAUGUAUUAGUUUGUGCUGUAUACUAAAGAAAUGAGCUGACUGAUCUUGAGCUGAAUGUCUGGGAAUGUCUAGAAAUGAGAGUUUGUUUUUGGAAAUCUGGAGGACUAUGCAAGUCUUAUGUAACUGUACUCUGAUUUUAUGCUGGUUUUAAAUAAAAAAAACACACACACACCACACA